AUCAUGCCUGGCGGCGGGACUGCCCACUCGAGGUUCAAAAUCCCACUGAGUUGCGAUGAUGGAGCCUCGUGCAGCUUCACCAAGCAGAGUGGGACCGCCAAGCUGCUAAGGAUGGCCUCAUUGAUACUAUGGGACGAGGCCAGCAUGACUAAGCGACAAGCGGUUGAGGCAUUAGACAAUAGCAUGCGCGACAUCAUGGGAAUACGCGACCGACCCUUUGGAGGAAAGACUAUUUUUUUGGCGAGGACUUUAGGCAGGUGCUUCCGGUCGUCAGAAGGGGGUCACGGGGCCAGAUAAUUGAUGCAAGCCUCCAAAGUUCUCAUCUAUGGAAGAGUAUGCGGCAGCUUCGGCUCAUCACCAACAUGAGGGCUCAUAAUGACACGUGGUUUGCAGAUUACUUGCUCAGGGUCGGUAAUGGCACAGAGGAAGCCGACGAUCAAGGCAACAUACUACUCCCUGAUGAUAUCUGUCUGCCAUCUACAGGCGAGGUUGACGACCUGGAGAAGCUGAUUGACCACGUGUUUCCGAGUCUAGAUGACAACAUGGCAGAUUCGAGUUACAUGACAUCUCGCGCAAUCCUUUCCACGACAAAUGACAACGUCGACAAGAUAAACAUCCGCAUGAUAGAGCGUUUCCACGGAGAUGAAGUAAUCUACCAUAGCUUUGACAGUGCGGAGGAUGACCCAUAUGGCUACUACGCUCCUGAGUUUCUGAACGGAUUGACUCCCAAUGGUCUUCCUCCGCAUGCACUCAAACUAAAGCUGAAUUGCCCGGUGAUACUUCUAAGAAACAUUGAUCCAGCUAAUGGGCUGUGUAACGGGACUAGGCUUGUCGUUAGAGGUUUUGAGAGGAACACCAUUGAUGCAGAAAUCGUGAUUGGACAACACGCUGGUAGGAGGGUCUUCCUUCCUCGAAUACCUCUGUGCCCAUCUGACAACGACAUGUUUCCAUUCAAGUUUAAGAGGAAGCAAUUUCCUAUUAGGCUUAGUUUUGCUAUGACGAUUAACAAGGCUCAAGGGCAGACCAUCCCAAUUGUUGGUGUGUAUCUACCUAAUCCGGUGUUCUCUCAUGGUCAACUCUAUGUUGCUUUGUCUCGAGCCACCGCGAAGAGAAACAUAAAAAUACUCAUUCAGAAGGAGAAGCCAAAGGAGAAGUCCAACAAGCAACAUAACAAUCCGAAGAAGCGUAAAAGACCGACCGUGUCCUUGCUGACCUCAAUGAAGAACAUCGUCUACAAGGAAGUACUUACAGGCUGAAGUAUGGUCUUAAUAGACCUGCUGGAUUUAUAGAUGCAAUUUACUCUUCCGAUGGUCAAGAAUUGCUGUAAUCUGUUCUAUGACAUAUCUUUUCAUUUGGUAUCUUGGUUGUUGGAGCUAUACACCAAUCAGUUCAAGUAAUAACUGCAUUUCAAUAAAUUUAUACUGUGUUAUGUGUAAUCUGACAAUGUACAUGUCACACAGCGUACUGUGUUAUGUGUAAUAUGAGAAUCAGAAAUAAUGAUUGGCUUCA
Molecule: messenger RNA, 1509 nt
Organism: Aegilops tauschii subsp. strangulata
Lineage: Eukaryota; Viridiplantae; Streptophyta; Magnoliopsida; Poales; Poaceae
Source: RefSeq, a predicted model, not a curated record